GUAGAAGCAUCUUCUAUAGAUGUCACCCAGUUUGCACUGGGUUUUGUCUGUGAUGAUGAAUAUGGAGGUAUAAGGGAAAUUGUUCUGGAGAUCACUCUCCACAGUUCCCUUGAUUCGGCAAACGGAGAACAGAAGUUCCUUUGUGAGGUUUCUCGGCUAUCAGUUCUUUCUAAGAUUCUUGAGAGCGUGGAAAGGGACAUAAAUAUCACUCAAUUUUCUUCUCCAGCAUUUAGUGAAUCUUCUUCUUCUCUGUCUGGUGCUCUUCUUGAAACAUCAUUUCGGCAAAACGAUGUAAUCAGUUCAGGUGGUAGCACAAGUGUUUCAGCAGAUUUUGGUUCUCAAAGAGAAUUUCCUGCAAACAGCGAUUUACAGGAAGAAUUUCACUCCCGUUAUAAAAACUAUAUUUUGGAAGACCUACGUGUCUCUGCGUCUGUGAAGAAGCGAGAAAAUACCGGUCACCAGUUUAGUCAGGCAUGGGUCGGCGGUUGUUCUGUUCUGGGAUUCGAUAUUACCAUUUCUCUGUCAGAAUUGCAGAUGGUACUUUCUAUGCUUUCAUCAUUUGCUGCGUUACCUGGAGGAGAAAGCACACAUGCUUCUUUAGAAAGGCCUUCUUCGUUCAACAGCGAAUCUGAAAGAAGUUUUGAGUCUGUAGUUCCCGAUGGAGCCAUUGUUGCUAUUCAAGAUACAAACCAACAUAUGUUCUUCUCAGUGGAAGAAAGGGGGGACAAGUGUGUUGUGACUGGUACCCUUCAUUAUUCUCUUGUCGGAGAAAGAGCUCUUUUCAGGGUCAGCUACCACCGCCAUCAAGGAUGGAAUUCAUCUACCUUAUGGUUUUCCUUGACAUCUUUGUAUGCUAAAAACAAUAAAGGAGAACCAUUACGGUUAAACUAUCAUUCAAGCUCAGACCUUGUGAACGUCUCUGGACUUUACGACAAUGCACCAGCACUCUUUCGAGCAUCUUUUGGCGAAUCCGGAAAUUAUAAGGGUGACAUUGACUGGGAGACCUACCGUAAAUUGGUCAAAGAUAGAUUUUACCUUGUCAACAAGAAGAGUGAUUCAGCUGUUGCAUUUAUUGAUGGUUUUCCAGAAUUUGUCCGGAAGCCAGGAAGUCCAUUCAAGUUUAAAGUGUUUAGUGAAAGUUUGGCGACUCGGAAUAUUACACCUGCGGUUUCCUCUGAGAUCCAUGAGUCUGAAACGCAAUCUAUGAUGGACUCUUUCCCCCCUUCUAUUACCAUCACAAUUGAUGGGGUAUCUCUGACCAUUGUCCAUGAACUCUCAGAAACAAGGGACAGAUUUCCCCUUUUUCGUGGUUCAAUCAAUAUCACUCAGCUCACUGUACAAAUGCUAUCUUCUAAGGCCAGGAUUAUGAGCACAUUAAACAUACUAGUGCUGUACUUUGAUGCUCAAACAAACCAAUGGCGAGAAUUAAUUCAUCCAGUUGAAGUUAGUGCCUUCUACCGUUCAACUUUUCAGACUAAGGAUCUUAGAAAUACUAUGCACAAAGUACCUACCCAUAUUUAUUGCAGAGUUGAAAGGUUGGAGGUCUUUGUAACCGAGCUGUCGUUAGAUAUGCUCCUUUUUGUGCUUGGAAAACUGGAGUUUGCUGGUCCAUUUUCUUGGAGAACCUCCUCUAUUCUUUCCAAUUGUUGCAAGGUAGAAAACCUCUCUGGCCUUGACCUUAUUUGUCGUUUCAAUGAGAAGCAGACUGCCACAGUUGGUAGGAAGCAGACUGCUUCGAUUUUUCUUCGGCAUUCAAUGAACAAUCAACCAGAAGCUUCUCCAGUGGCUGCGGUCCAGCUAUCUUCUGGAAAGUUCCUAACCUCUUCCAUCAACGUUUCUUUGUUAGAAGCAAGAACACUAGCUUGGAGAACAAGGAUAGUAUCACUUCUAGAUUCGAGGAGUCAUCCUGGACCGUUUGUUGUUGUUGAUAUUAAGAAAGGAUUUGAGGAUGGUUUAUCAAUCUCAGUUUCUCCUUUGACAAGGAUUCAUAACGAGACCAGUCUUCCAAUGGAGAUACGUUUUCAACGAUCUAAACAGAAGAGAGACGAUUUUGCUUCUGUACCUCUGAAGCCUGGUGGUUCAAUUGAUGAUUCAGUCGGAGCAUUUAAUGCCAUAAGCUUAUCAGGAGAUUUGAAGAAGGCAUUGACAUCCUUAGCUGUUGGUAUGUUUGGAUAG
Molecule: messenger RNA, 2175 nt
Organism: Camelina sativa (false flax)
Lineage: Eukaryota; Viridiplantae; Streptophyta; Magnoliopsida; Brassicales; Brassicaceae
Source: RefSeq, a predicted model, not a curated record